This is a messenger RNA of Etheostoma spectabile (orangethroat darter), 2139 nucleotides long. It is a transcript of the gene atxn7l1, whose product is annotated as ataxin 7-like 1. The transcript is spliced from 11 exons. The record is from RefSeq and is a predicted model, not a curated record. Lineage: Eukaryota; Metazoa; Chordata; Actinopteri; Perciformes; Percidae. The coding region runs from base 70 to 2139 and encodes 689 amino acids.
AGUCAGAGAGAGACAGACAGUCCUGGACCACACCCUCUCAUUCCCUCUCCAACUCUCUCCCACAAAGACAUGCAUAGCAAAAACCAAAAGCGUCAUGGCUCCCCCGCCACCUCCAGGGGCCCCCUGGUACCCAUGAAGCUCAAAGCACCUGCAGUGGCCCCUGCGGUGGCUCCCAGUCCUGGGGACACGCUGGCCUUCAGGGUCCCUAAAGAUUACCCUCACUCCUGCUUCAGCAAGGCGCCUCUUGCUGUCUAUCCACCAAAGGGGGCACGGAACAAGACGUGUGUAUCCCUUCCAGUCGUAAGCCUGGAGAAGAUGCCCUGUCUCAGCCGUGCCGACUCUACAUCACAUGUGCACCUCACCUCCUCCUCUUCCUCCCCCGCCUCCUCCCUCAAACCUCCGUCCCUCACUCCGCCGGCCUCCCAACGAUCCAGCGACAAGCUCACGAACGGUCGUGGCGCCAGCGGGCCGUCUACACCACGCUCCACCACUUCUCCGUCUUCUUUGGACGGGCGGCCCAGUCCGGCACGCUCUCCACUUGACAGACGGCUGUCAUCUACACCUUCUCCUUCCCUGCUGGACCGGAAACCAUCCCCGUCACCUUCCCCUUCCAACCGAUCUGGCAGUCUGCCGUCGUCGUCGCCAUUGGGGAAGAACGGGCCUAAGACUUCCUGCGGGUCGCAAAAAAGACUCUCAGGGAGAGUGUUUGAUCCUAACAAGCACUGUGGAGUCCAGGACCCAGAGACUAAGCGGCCCUGCACCCGGUCCCUCACCUGCAAGACUCACUCCUUAACCCACCGCCGAACCGUCUCCGGCCGAAGCAAACUUUUCAACGUCCUCCUGGCCGAACACAAGGGGCGCGCAAAAUUAAAUGAAGGAGCGAAGGAGAAAGAAAGGGACAGAUCGCAGGGAGGGAAGGCAGGCAGCAGCCAGAGUAUCAUGUCACAAGAGACCACAUGUCCCAGCAAGCCUCACUGCCCAAAUGGACGACCUCUGUCCAUGCUGAAGCUACGGCUGGCAAAUGCACACAUACCCAGGGUUCCAGGCUCCACCACCUCCACCUCCAGUCCUCUGCUCCCAGCACCAGCCCCCGCCCCAUCCCUUAACCCAGAGCAGUCUCCCCACAGUUGGAUGGCAGCAGCAGGAGACGGCGGUCGACUUUCCAGUGAUGAGGGAGACGCAGAGACUCUAGAGGACACUGAGAGACCUGCCUUUCACUACUCCAAUCGCCACCCACAGCCUUUAGGGUUUUGCGUAUUCAGCAGCAGGCUCAUGGGACGGGGCCACUAUGUGUUCGACAGACGAUGGGACAGGAUGAGGCUGGCGCUCCAGAACAUGGUGGAGAAACACCUGAACGCACAGAUGUGGAGGAAGGUGCCUCUGGCUGCUGAGACCCAACAGACUCCCCCUCCCACCUCUGUCACUUCUCCUCCCCUCUCCUACCCCUCCAACUCUCUUUCCUACACCGCCACAUUUCCUCAGUCUGCAUCCAUUGCCGGGGUGUUCAGCAUUCGAGACGCUCCGCAGCCCGUCGCCCCAGUUUCUGCACUGGGUAAAGCCCGUAACGGCACGCAUAAAGCCAGCCGCCCAUCCAAAGACAUGGUGGACUCCGUAGUUGGAUCUAAGAGGAGAACAAACUCUUCCUACCCCUCCUCCUUUUCUCCUUCUUCCUUAUUUCCGACUGUGGAUAAUCACAAGAGGAACGGCAGCAGCUAUCAUCCAAGGUUACAAGGUUCAGGGGGUGCAGCAACAGCAGCAACCCCAGCCAGGAAAAAGGGACUUGGGCACAGGGGAAGUAGGCUUUGGAGCAGCGGAGAGGACUGGCCGUCGAGGGCCGAUGUGUCUCAAAGCCACAACUCACAGAACAGUCUCGAACUUGGCACGACCAGUAUACCCCAGUCACCUAACAGGGAGCCAGCCUCUGCCCCCCAUCAGCCCCUGGCUUCCCCCUCUGGACCCUUGGCUUAUAAAGAAGGCGCAGAGGGGAGGAAGCGGAGGAGUCCCAGCUCAUACACAGGGAAGGCCAGUAAGCUGAGCAGACCGGGUGGGUUGGAGAGCCUCUUUGGGAAUGGGAACGACAACGUGGGAAUACUGGCUUCGGGGCCGGAGUCCCCAAGACAGGCCAAGUUGCAUCACUGA